CAUCGAGAACUAUAAAGUCACGUUUGACUGGUUUGACAGUAUCACAGCAGUGCACAGUGAUUUGAUUGUCUCAGGAGAGAAGAGGAACGAAUUAAGUUUGAAAAUAAUUUUAAGAAUAAAUUUCUAAUAAUGGCACCAAAAAUAUCAAAGGAUUAUACGGAGGUGAAAGAACAACUGAAAACUUUUUUAACGGAGUUUAUAGUAAUGGAUAGUACAACUGGUGAAAAAAAUUUCAAAUAUAAGAAACAACUGAUUAAUAUAGCACACCGUGACCAAAUAGAACUUACAAUAGAUUUAGACGAUGUUCAUGAAUUUGAUGAUGAACUAGCAGAAUCUAUUACACAAAAUACUCGAAGAUACAUUAAUUUACUUUUAGAACUUAUUCAAGAGAUGUUACCUGAUCUCACUACAAGACCUGUACCACCAAAAGAUGCAUUAGAUGUGUAUAUUGAACAUAGACUGUUGAUGGAAAGCCGUAAUAAACACCUUGGUGAAUCACGUGAUGCAAGAAAUAAAUAUGCACCAGAACUUAUGAGACGCUUUGAAGUGUACUUCAAAGACUUUGAUGCAGCAAAGACUUAUGCAGUGAGAGAUAUUAAAGCAGAUAAAAUAGGAAAAUUAGUUACAGUACGGGGUAUAGUAACACGAUCUAGUGACGUAAUGCCAUUGCUUGUUGUUGCUACAUAUACAUGUGAUCAAUGUGGUGCUGAAACAUUUCAACCAGUACAAUCUCUUAAAUAUAUGCCACUACGAACAUGUCCCAGUGAUGAUUGUCGUAUAAAUAAAUCUGGUGGUGUACUGGAUAUGCAAACAAGAGGAUCAAAAUUUGUGAAAUUUCAAGAAAUAAAAAUACAAGAACAUAGUGAUCAGGUUCCUGUCGGUCAUAUUCCAAGAGCUUUAACAAUAUAUUGUAGAGGUGAAACAACAAGAAACUGUUUACCUGGGGAUCAUGUACUUAUAACGGGUAUUUUUUUGCCAAUCAUAAAGUCCGGUUUUAGUGCUAGAGCUGGUGCAGCUCUCUUGAAUGAAACAUAUAUAGAUGCACAUAAAAUCGUUUGUCUUACUAAUAUGCAAAGCGCUGAUGAUAGUAAUGCUGAACUGACUGAUGAAGAAUUGUCUUUACUAAUGGAAGAUGAUUUUUAUGGGAAAUUGGCUCGUUCGAUAGCUCCAGAAAUUUAUGGGCUUGAAGAUGUUAAGAAAGCAUUGUUGUUACUUCUCGUUGGUGGAACAGAUAAACAUAGAGAAGAUAUUAAAAUUAGAGGUAACAUUAACGUUUGUUUAAUGGGUGAUCCAGGAGUUGCCAAAUCUCAGUUGCUUUCAUUUAUAACAAGGAUGGCUCCUCGAUCUCAAUACACGACUGGUAGAGGUUCUUCAGGAGUUGGUUUAACUGCUUCAGUUAUGAAAGAUCCUCUAACUGGCCAAAUGAUGCUCGAAGGAGGAGCUUUGGUAUUAGCCGAUGAAGGUGUCUGCUGCAUCGAUGAAUUUGAUAAAAUGGCAGAUUCAGAUCGCACAGCUAUUCACGAAGUAAUGGAACAACAAACAAUAUCUAUUGCAAAAGCAGGAAUUACGACACGUUUAAAUGCAAGAGUUUCAAUAUUAGCUGCGGCAAAUCCUGCAUAUGGCAGAUACAAUCCAAAGAGAACGGUUGAACAAAAUAUUCAGCUACCUGCUGCUUUAUUAUCGCGGUUUGAUAUAUUGUGGUUAAUUCAGGAUCGAGCAGACCGUAGUAAUGAUCUGAAAUUGGCUCAACACAUAACUUAUGUUCAUCAACAUUGUAUUCAACCACCUAUGGAAUCACACGUGUUGGAUAUGAAUUUAAUUAGAAAAUAUAUUAUUUUGUGUAGAACGAAACAGCCUGUUGUUCCAGAAGAUUUAACAGACUAUAUAGUUGAAUCUUACGUGGAAAUGAGAAGGGCGGCUCGUAAUAGUCAGGACAAUACAUUCACGUCUGCACGAAAUUUACUAGCAUUAUUACGUUUGUCAACUGCAUUAGCGCGUCUAAGAUUAUCAAAUGUUGUUGAAAAAGCAGAUGUUUUGGAGGCAAAUAGAUUAAUCGAGAUGUCGAAAUAUUCUAUUAACUAUUCUGAAACACUGUCGACAAAUGUGCACCAGAAUCCAAUGAAUCGAAUCUUCCACCUUAUUAGAGAAUUAGCUGGUGACAAAAAAACUGUUAAAGUGUCAGAUAUUUUGGAACGGUGUACAAGUAAAGGAUUUAAACCUGAUCAAAUUAAUGACUGUAUUGAGGAAUACGAGGCACUGAAUGUGUGGCAAGUGAAUCAAACAAGAACACAAAUUACAUUUAUUUAAUUAUUUUACUACAGUAUAUUUAAUAGG
Molecule: messenger RNA, 2334 nt
Organism: Dufourea novaeangliae
Lineage: Eukaryota; Metazoa; Arthropoda; Insecta; Hymenoptera; Halictidae
Gene: Mcm7
Product: DNA replication licensing factor Mcm7
Exons: 10
Coding region: 130-2307 (725 amino acids)
Biological process (GO): DNA strand elongation involved in DNA replication; DNA replication; DNA replication initiation
Cellular component (GO): nucleus; MCM complex
Molecular function (GO): ATP binding; ATP hydrolysis activity; single-stranded DNA helicase activity
Source: RefSeq, a predicted model, not a curated record